CGUAUUUUGAAGUCGGUAUACGAAGCAUAAAUAAUCGGAUAUGCAUGGACUAUGCGAGUAUUACUAGUAGGUAACCAUCUUAGGUUCUUGUACCUGAAUCCAGUUUUCUUCCCUUAUUGGCAAUUGGAACAGGAAACUAUGAUUCGCAGUUCAUUUGACUGGAACUCCAGAUUUUCGGACACUUCGGACUUGCCACCUCCACGGGGUUGCGGGAGAACGGCACAGAGAGAUGCCUUCAUAUGCCAGUCUAUCACAAGAAUUACUGAAAGUGGCACAAGGACCUGGAAAGGCGGAACUCGGUUAGCAGAGGAACUCGGCAGCGGGUUACGGAAGAUCACCCCAGAUGAAACAGAGGAACAACUGGUCAUUACCGGCUGCGCCUUCAUGGCUCAAGGGCCUCCGCCGCCACUUUUCAUCGUCUCUCAGCCAAGCCAGGGCCGAAAUCCCCUUCCGAACCAGACGCCAUCUCGGUCAGCGGUCGGCCAAUGGGAAUUCCCCACUAUGAGGGAAGGCAAUGGUAGUACUUAGUAUAAUAGAUAAAUAAAAGGAGAGAGAUAGACCGUCAGGAUGCACUGACCAUUACUUUGACUUCAAUUUUAGAGUUGUACUACACAUCCUCCCU
Aspergillus eucalypticola CBS 122712 is the source of this 622-nucleotide messenger RNA. RefSeq lists its product as uncharacterized. NCBI's taxonomy places the organism in Eukaryota, Fungi, Ascomycota, Eurotiomycetes, Eurotiales, Aspergillaceae. Bases 139 to 528 code for a protein of 129 amino acids. The transcript has a single exon. The record is from RefSeq and is a predicted model, not a curated record.